UUCUUUCCCGUUUCACACGUGAAAUUUAAAAAUGUGUUCUAACGCAUCUUGAAUUUUUACUAAGUAAUUUUACUAAUUUAUAGGACUUAAUUUUGUCCGUGUUUGAUAAUGGAUUGUACCCCAUAUAUCUAUGUGUUAUCAUUCUAACCUGUAUAAACUGUUGUACUACUUAGCAAGGUGCUAUAAUAAGCCUGUUGUUGUUGUUUCCCAGUUUGUAGAUCAGCUGGUGAACCUCAUGCAUGCACAAGCCGGACUUUUUUUUUUGUCUGCUCUAGUUAGGUUAUAAUUUAUGUGUUUAUUUUAGCCUUGUGGUUGAGCUACAAUGAGCACGUCCACUGGAGCUCCUCAGUCUUGUGUGCACUUUGGCCAGGUGGUUAUUGGUCCACCUGGAUCAGGUAAAACCACCUACUGCUUAGGCAUGUAUAACUUCCUGAGUCAAAUGGGGCGUAAAGUCGUGGUAAUAAACCUGGACCCUGCAAAUGAAGGACUACCAUAUCAGUGUGCAGUGGACGUUUCAGAGCUGAUCACACUUGAAGAUGUGAUGGAGGGUUUAAAACUUGGCCCUAACGGUGGCCUCAUCUACUGCAUGGAGUAUUUAGAGGCCAACAUGGACUGGUUAGAGGCUAAACUGAAGCAGCACCAUGAUUGCUAUUUCCUUUUUGACUGUCCUGGUCAGGUGGAGCUUUACACUCAUCAUGGUUCAGUCAGAAAUAUAUUUGCCCAGCUCUCUAAGUGGAAUUUCAGGCUGACUGCGGUGCAUCUGGUGGAUUCGCAUUACUGUGCUGAUCCAGCCAAGUUCAUUUCUGUGCUCUGCACCUCGCUGUCCACCAUGCUUCAAGUGGAACUUCCUCAUGUCAAUGUGCUGUCAAAGAUGGAUCUUAUUGAGCAGUAUGGCAAGCUGGCCUUCAAUCUUGACUUCUACACGGAGGUUAUGGAUCUGUCGUACCUGUUGGAACAUUUAGCCACCGAUCCGUUCUUUAAGAAGUUCCACCGUCUGAAUAAGAAGUUAGCUGAAGUGAUUCAGGACUAUGGCCUUGUUUCCUUUGUCCCUCUAAAUGUGCAGGAUAAGGAGAGCAUGAUGCAGGUCCUUCGCACUGUGGACAAGGCCAAUGGCUACUGCUUUGGUGACAUGGAGGAAAGAAAUAUGCAAGCUAUGAUGUCUGCUGCUGUUGGUGCAGAAUUUCAGUUUAACUUAGCUCUGGGAGUGCAAGAGAGAUAUGUGGAAUCCAACAAACAGACUUUGAAAGAAGAGGUCAUGGACUUGCAAAUGUAGUAGAAGCUUAAUUUAAUAACUUAAUAUUGACUUGACUUUAUUUCCUAAACAGAAGGUUUUGAAGUUUGACACUGUGCACAUACCAUGACCAUUAAAAAAACUCUCUCCUUUUUAAAUGUACCUUUUUAAUAUCAUAUACAGGACUGGCCCUUAUGAUACUUUAGGACUGGCAUGGUCAAUGUUUUUUAUUUUGCACUGUAGACAACACAUUUAGGUCUGGGAUCAAAAGAGGAAUAUGAGAAGAGUAUUAAAAUUUCAGCUUUUAUUUCCUAUUAUUUAUAUAUAGGUGUUUAACAACAUAGAACAUAGUAUUAUAUUUUGAAUACAAAAUAUUGGAACAUGU
This is a messenger RNA of Tachysurus vachellii, 1616 nucleotides long. RefSeq names its product GPN-loop GTPase 2 (gene gpn2). The record is from RefSeq and is a predicted model, not a curated record. Gene Ontology annotation, cellular component: cytoplasm. Bases 323 to 1273 code for a protein of 316 amino acids. Gene Ontology annotation, molecular function: GTPase activity. NCBI's taxonomy places the organism in Eukaryota, Metazoa, Chordata, Actinopteri, Siluriformes, Bagridae. The transcript has 5 exons.